AUGGAGAAUAAGCAUAACCCUAAUUUUCUCAGCGCAGAUGUAUCCAGCUACUGGUCCGAUCUUCCUAUAGAUCUUUUGACUUCAGUGUUGGAACAACUCACCUUUGCUAAUUUCCAACGAGCUAAAUCUGUAUGCUCCUCUUGGUACUCUGCUUCCAGAGAAGUCGUAUCCAAAAACCAUCAGAUCCUUUGGCUGAUUCUCUUCCCGGAAGAAGACGACAACAACAAUUCAUAUUGCACGUUGUUCAGUCCCGAGGAAAAACACAAACUCUACAAAACGCAAGAUCUUGGCGUUGAAUUUGCCAAGAGUGUGUGUAUAGCAACCUAUGGAAGCUGGCUCCUCACUACAACAAAAACGUGCCUUAUGCGAGAUCCACGGUACAAUCUCUACAUUUUGAAUCUUUUUACCCACGAAAAGAUUGAUCUGCCAUCUGUGGAGUCACAACUUGGAACAACAAAGAUUGAGCGAGGUUUAGAUGAUUGGUUUCUCGUUUCUAAUGAUCAAUUCGAAAGGAAGGUCAAAGAUUUUGGUGUGCGAUCCCCUGUGAUUUGGAUUGACGAGAAAACCAAAGAAGAUUAUAUAGUUCUUUGGGGACUUGGAAGUUGGUGUGUGUUUUAUGCCAAGAAAGGAGAUACCUCGUGGAACCAGGUUCCGGGAUUAUCGCAUUGUCUUGACAUGGUUUACAAGGAUCACAAGCUUUACUUCUCUAGCACCAUAAAUAGUUUCACAAUCUUAGAUUUUUCUGGAGAGAUUCCUCAAAAAAUCUUUCAAUGUGAUAUGCAGCUGUUUAGAUUUGAGCUUCGUCGUAGACAUAGACUAAGUAGUAGACCAAGUAAUGCAUGGUUCGUUGCUGAGACAAAACUGGUAGUCACAGUAACAGGAGAUGUCCUCAAGGUUCAAAGAAUGAUAAGACCUAGGUCUGGAUCCGAGUCUUUCCGUGUCUACAAAGUUUAUUCAUCAGCAGGGUUCCCCAUAUAUGAACAAGUUGAUUCUUUGGGCGAUGAGGCAAUGCUUCUGGAUCUAGGUGUCACUGUACUCGUCGAUAAAAAAGUUGAGGGACUCCAUAGAAAUUCCAUCUAUUUCAGUGGUAUUCAAGGAAAGAAGAAAAAUGAAAUUGUUUUUUUCAAUUUCGAGACACAAAAGAUGGAGUCACUGAAAAAAAUUGAUUGUUCGUCAGUUAAACUCUCUAAAGCUCGAUGGUUUUUACCAAGUUUCACGCGUACAUGA
Camelina sativa (false flax) is the source of this 1227-nucleotide messenger RNA. Its product is annotated as putative F-box protein At4g22165. NCBI's taxonomy places the organism in Eukaryota, Viridiplantae, Streptophyta, Magnoliopsida, Brassicales, Brassicaceae. The record is from RefSeq and is a predicted model, not a curated record. Gene Ontology annotation, molecular function: protein binding.